UGUUGUUCAGUCUGUGAUAGGCUUCCCUAAAAUGUGGUUGCUGCUACUUUGUGCUGUGAGUGUCUUCGCACAAAAUGGCACUGAACUUCGUGAAGUAUUCGAUUACCAAUCCAUGCCAGCCCUCUCCGAAUUGGACGACUUCGACAAAUGCCUAAAGGACCCUGAAGCGGUUUAUUGCAUUGUGGAUAUGGAACUUCUGGAAGAUGAUACACCAUUGUACCAGUAUAUAAAGAAUUUCUCGUCGCUAUAUUAUAGAAACUAUAAGCACUCAAAACUACAUCGCGGCGUGUGUGGAACACAACAUUGUGGAUUGAAUUUGACACAUGCGAAUGUAACCGAUUUAACAGUGGAUACUUUGAGAGAAUGCUUUAAUGCGAGUAUACAUAAAGGAUAUGGGUUGCAGGUGGAAUCACUAUCAGUACGUUACUGCAAAACUCAGAAAGACCGUCUGCCAAUAGACUGGCUGGACAUCAUCAUUGGUAUUUUAAUACUUCUGGUCUUAUUCGUGAACCUUGGUUGUUCCGCUUACUACUUCUUCUGGCCUCCACAGGAAAGAGGUAACAGAUAUUUGUUAGCAUUUUGUAUCCAGAAAAAUUGGAAAGCAUUGAAGUAUGGCGGCAGUGCUGAUGGAGGAAUUUUCAAAUGUUUUCAAGCUAUGAGGUUUUAUACAAUGGCAAUGAUUCUUGGUCUUCAUUCUAUGAUCUUCAUUGGUUAUGGCUACACGGAGAAUCCAGAAUUCAUUGAAAAUUCAUACGACGAUUUCUUCAAAUCCCUCCUGUUCAACGCUCGCAUCAUAGUGCAAAUAUUCUUUGUGAUGGGAGGAUUUCUGAUGGCUUACAAGAUGCUGACAUAUGCUGAAACUCACGAGUUCAGUUUGAAGACUGUGCCUAUGGCUAUUGUUAAUCGCUGGCUCCGAUUAAUGCCAGCUGUUCUCGUAGUAAUGGGUCUGGCAAUGACCUGGGUGCCCCAUUUAGGAUCUGGUCCAAUGUGGGACGCAGUAGUCAAGCGCGAGCGAGACGUCUGCAGGAUGAAUUGGUGGCAACUGGUUAUACUAAUGCCAAAUGUGUUCCCAUUUGAGAAUCUAUGCCUUCCUCAGGCUUGGUACUUGGGAACUGACACGCAACUAUUCCUUCUGACGAUGGUAGUAAUGCUCAUCAUCUGGCGCUGGCCAAGGUCCGGAGUACCGGUCUUAAGUGGGGUGAUGGUAGCGAGUUUAUUGAUACCAUUCCUGCAGAGUUAUUUCAUGGAUUUGCUGCCUAUUCGCGUCAGCAUAUUCCCUGAAUCGAUCCGUAAUAUAUUUGGAUUCAACUACACGUUUUACCACGCGUAUGUGUCGGCCCAGGGAAACUGGGCUGGCUAUCAUCUUGGCGUGCUGACUGCGUGGUUCUAUCAUCGGGCGCAGAACAACAAGUGGAAUCUGGGCGAAUCUUGGCUUCUAAAGUCUCUGUUCCUCAUCUCUAUCCCCAUUGCUUUUGGGACGGUGUUGAUGGGCUGGGAUCUCCAUCACCGAGAGGCGACCGCCUUCGAAUCUGCCAUUUUUAACGCAUUGAAUCAAAAUUUCUUUGCGUUUGCGAUUUGCAUUUUCAUCAUCGGUUGCUUCUAUAAAUGUAACAAGAUCUACGUUGGCUCCGUAGAAUGGGGUCCAUUGCAGCCACUUGGCAGAAUGUCUUACUGCGCUAUGUUGGUCCACGCUACUGUACUAAGGACCUAUGGUGGUCAAAUGAGACGCUCGUUCUACGCCACAGAUUACACAGCUAUCAUGUUGUACGCAGGCAUCGUAUGCACCACCUAUCUCGCAGCAUUACCACUCCAUCUAUUCGUUGAAGCCCCGGCGUGUGCCAUACAGAAGAUCUGGUUUAGUCCCAAACGGGUCCCAAGGGAGGAGAAGAUGACAGUGAAAACUGGAGUAUCUAACGCGUCUGUGUCAACUGUGUCAACACACAUUUAAAUUACUGGAUUCAAACCAUACUAACAGAUUGAAAUCUGUUAGUUACAAAUUAUCUUAGCGAAGUGUAUUAAGAAUACAAUUGAUUCGAUUUCAUAUGAUAGCCUAUUUUUUUUACAAAAUAUAUUCUUUUUAAUAUACUUCCAGCAGUCGUAUGGUUAUGGAAAAGAUGAUACAGAAACUAAGACUAAGACCCAAAACUCGACGGCUGUAUAAAAUGUUUUAUAGGCCGGCAACGAAUUCUCCCUGGCAUUGAGAGUGUCUAUCGGUGUCACUUCACAUCAGAUGAUCCGCCUUCCUUUCCCCCUGAUCUAUAAAAAUAGCUAUGAAGAUCACGAAACAGAUACAGAAAUCUGAGGUCCAGACUUAAAAUAUUGUAGCGCUGGGUUUUACUUCCAACAGUUUUCGGUUUGUUACUAAUUACUAACAACAAAUGUAAUUAUUGUAAAUAGCAAUGUCAUAAAACGUACAUACAUUUUGAUAUAUAAUUUAAAAAAAAAUCGAAGUCAAUUCUAGAACUUCCAAGGAAUCUUCCAAUAUGUAUAAGUAUUUUAAACAAGUUAUUAAGUUGUGUAAGUACCUACAGACUUAGUUUUAGUUUAACGAGAACUUCAAGCGAAGUUCUCGUUUCUGAUUAUUAGAGUUAAGAAAUAUUGUAAAUAAUAUAUUUUAAAAAUAAAC
This is a messenger RNA of Pieris rapae (cabbage white), 2626 nucleotides long. Its product is annotated as regulator of hypoxia-inducible factor 1-like. The record is from RefSeq and is a predicted model, not a curated record. The coding region runs from base 32 to 1948 and encodes 638 amino acids. Gene Ontology annotation, molecular function: acyltransferase activity, transferring groups other than amino-acyl groups. The transcript has 13 exons. NCBI's taxonomy places the organism in Eukaryota, Metazoa, Arthropoda, Insecta, Lepidoptera, Pieridae.